AUGAUUAAAUUUAUCAAAAGAAAUUUUCAGCCCUUCACCAAAAACCCAACUGAUCUAUUAGUCCACUUAUUUUCUCCUAAAUUUCGUGCAAGCUUCACACAAGCCAAAAAAAUUACUCAAGAAGUAAAAGAACGAAAUGAGAUCGAAGAUUUGAAUUUAAUCCGAGAAAUACACUGUGCAUAUUCCUCGUCUAUACUAUUAGCAUCAUUUUUAAAUAGCGGAGAAAGAAUCAAAGUGUAUUCUGGGCACGAUAGUGUCACAUUUGGUCAAGCUUUUAAUGUUGAUGUCUUAGCUGAGUCAUGAGGGGAUCAUUUCAUAAGAGGAUUUGCGAGAAAAACAGAAGUAGAUUCUACUAACGAGCAAGGCAAUUUUUGCGUUGAAAGAAGAAUUUUUGGAUCAGGUGAACCAUUUGUUUCUGCAAGAGAGCUAGGGGAUUUCAAUAAAGGACUCUUUGAUGAGGAUGUCCAGCAAUAUUGCGACUCAAGCGAACAAAUUCCUUCUAAAGUGUAUAUUUCUGGCAAAAAUUUCGAAGAUAAAUCAGGAAAUUACUCGACUCUAGGACUCUUGAUCCAGAUUCUUCCAGGGACUGAAAAAGAAUAUAUUGACGAAAUUUACGAAAAAAUUUCUCAAAAAUCAUUUUUUAAAGAAAUUCACAACACAGAUAUAGAUGAAAAAUCCAUAAAAAAACUAUUUGAAGAUGUAAAUGAUGAUAUCACAUAUAGCACAAAGGAAUUCACUUUUAAAUGCGACUGCACCAAAGAGCUAGUUCAAAAAUUCCUGGAGUCAAUGGACAAAGAUUCCCUCAUCAAACUAAAGCAGGACCCUUAUCAGCUUAUAAAUUGCUCAUUUUGCAACAACCCUUAUGAGUUCUCAAGAGAUGAAAUCGAUUCCUUCAUUGCUGACGACCUUAUUGACCUAUCAGUCAGGAGAAAAUAA
Molecule: messenger RNA, 936 nt
Organism: Blepharisma stoltei
Lineage: Eukaryota; Ciliophora; Heterotrichea; Heterotrichida; Blepharismidae
Source: the annotation of a GenBank genome assembly